AUGGAGGAAGGCGAGAGCUCAUCCAGAAGUGUUGCUAGGGACGAAAUUGAGAGCUUUCACGUAGUUACUACCGAAGAUAAAAAGGUAAAACGAAAGGGAUACCUGGCCAAAAGGGACGCGACAAAGAUUUGUCUUUAUGAUGAGCAAUUUACGCGGUGGCGGCAGCUAAAAAAUGAUUUAAAUGUGAAGACGGACAAGGAACUAGCGACCUUGCUUCUUGAUAAUUAUUCGAGCACGAAGCAAGUUUUAACGACAAGGUAGGAAAGAUGUAUUGUAUUUAUAAAAUAAUUCAAAAUUGGAUUAAACAGUGGUUAUAUCUCCUUUUAUAAAUCUUGUAGCGAAGCGGAAACACAAACAGAUGAAAGUCAUCAGGUCACAAUGGAAACUCUAUUGUCCAAAUCUCCAGGUAAAUUUUGUGAUAUAACAGCUGUGUAUUUGUUUUUGAAUGUUACAGUAAUUACGACUAAAGUUUGUAUUAUAUUUAUGUUUUUAUAGUUCUAACUUCAACGCCAAAGGAAGGAAUACAUCGAACUGAGCAUCCUCUUUCCACUCCAAAACGUAGACGAUUGUCAAUGACAAAUAUGGAGACGAAACAUGGUACUCAAACGUCUGCUGAAUCUUUCUCUAUGAGGUACGUGGUAUUUGAAUUUGUGUUUUACUCGAAUGAAUAAGACUCGUAUGGAUAAGAUUUCAUAAAUGACUAGAUAUUUGAUAUCUUUUUAUUUUUCACCAUUUCCUGUGAAUGUGAUUUCGCAGACAUGCAUUUGAUAUCAUACAGCUGUAUAUAACUUCUUGAGUCAUUUGAUAUUUGUUUAAAUAUUUGAUGCUUGACACGUUGACAAUGCCACACUCAAUAACUUGAUUGAUAUUUAUGAUGUUACUCUGAGUGACAAAUUUGAAAAAUAUGCCUGGCAAUGGUGUGAAUUAAACCUAAAUCCAAAUGCCCUGCCAACUGAUAUACAUGGUCAUGUCGGUUUGAGUAUGUGAUAUUUCAGGACUGAGUCAAGUUCCUUCAAAUUCGACCCGACCUGACUGCAUAGCUCAGUUGCCAGAGCAUAGUAUUGCAUAGGUUCAAUUCCCAUGGCCUGGUAUAUUUUUCAAGCUUGCCCGGUGUGUAUACAGAUCAUAUUCAUCUGAGUACAUGGCACCAACAUAGAAAAAACCAUUAAUGUGCACAUGAGUCAUUAUUAACCCCCACCCACCCGGUGGAAAGGUGGGGAUUUGUUUUGGCCACCUUCAUCAAAUAGGCAAAAGCCCCCAUACCAGGGAACUACUUUCUCAUAAAAAUUGUAAAAACCCUCUUAUAGUGUACUUAUGACAAUUUUCCUCUUUCCAUGUGUUUUCUGUUGCCUUGGUUUUGUAGUGUAUAACCAUUGACCAUAUAUAUGCAUUGUACAUUCCCCUACCCAUGGGGGCAAAUAACAUGCAAAACGUUUUAAAUGCCCAGCGUAAUAGGCCAACAAAUUAAUAGUAUCCCAUGUUAACUGCACUGUGGGCUGGGUUUAACAUUUACUCAUGCAUAAAAAGUUUUGGCAUUUAAGGAAACUUAGCCCAAGCAGAUUUUGGAUUUAUUUAUGCAUGUUUUAAAUUAGAACUCAACAGUUUCUGUAUCAAUAAAUUCUGUAUCAACAGUUUCUGUAUUCAAUAUAAAGAUAGACUACAUGGAAAAUAUAGAUAAAACUUCAAGUUGAAAUAUUCUCUAUAUUUUCCGAUAUUCACACAAAUGAAUCUACCUAUAUGUUUUAAAAACCUGGCAUUUCAUAGUUUUUUUACCAGUUUAACUCUUUGUAAAAUUUUGAAAUACCACAUACUUGCAGGUACAUGAUGCAUUAGAAAUGCAUAUACUUAUGUUUUAAAAUAUCAAUAUUUAUAACAUAGGACUAGUUUGAAUACUGGUAACUUAGAGAAAACCCUGACAGCCAGUGAAUCAGAUGGCAGUGAUACUGAGCGUUCAGAUGCCUUUAGGUAAGUGUUACAUGAGCUGCAGUUUACUUUUAUAUGUUGUAGGACUGUUCGGUAUACCGAUAUAUUAAAAAUAUCGGUAUCAAAUCAAUAUUGGUAUAUAUCGAUACCGAAUAUUCAACCAUACCGAUAUACCGAAAUUUCCAAUAUACCGGAAUUUUUCGGUAUACCGUGUUAAAUUUACCAACUAUAUGACGAAACCAUAACCUUUAUUUUACUACUGAAUGGCAAUUCAAAUAAUUUUCUACGGCAAUGAUUUAGAAUUUCCACUUCAGUGAGAUUUUACACUUCGAAAUUAUCGUUUUCCCCUUAAGAAUUACUCAAAAUUUCCUUGAAAUUUCCAUUAAAGAAUUUUCCUUUAUAAUUAUCAAAGAAAAACCGGUAUACCGAUAAUAUCGGUAUAAUUUUUUUGGUAUACCGAUACCGGAAAUUUGUCAUACCGAACAUUCCUAAUAUGUUGACAAUACAAGUUAAUACUACUGUAAAAUUAGUAUUUAUAUAAUUAACUGUUAUCCAGAUUUCAAGAUGAUCUUCCAGAUCUAGAAAAUAUGACACUGGAGGAAGAGGUGUAUGAUACACAAAUUGAAGGUCAUGAUGAUGAUGGUGAUGUUGAUGAUGAAGAGGAUGGUGAUAGUAGUGACAGAGGACCUUGUCAAAGUCAAGUUGUCAGGAUUGCACCAGUUGACAUACCCACACUUGAGUUUUGUUUGGUUUCAACCUCAGCAGUCAUGGAUCUGUUGCACAAAUUGCAUGGGCCAAUGUGUAAACGAAGAGAGUGUAACAGAGAGCUAGAUUUUGAUAAUAGCUUUGUUGGUUCAUGCCUUGUUGUUCAUUGGUCAUGCAGUGCUGGCCACUUUGGUGGAAGGUGGUCUGCACAACCCCAAUGUGAAGGCAUUCGUGCUGGCAAUCUGCUCUUAGCAUCAGCCAUACCAUUAUCGGGGAAUUCCUACACAAAGGUAGGAUUUCUAUGCAAAGUGAUGAAUCUGCAUUUCUUCUCAAAAAAUCUCUACAACCAAUACCAGAGCUUGUAUAUUGGACCUGCAGUAAAUGAUUAUUGGGAAGUUUUGAGAAAUGAUGCAUGGAAAGAAAGAGAAGAUAAAGAAAUCAUCCUGAGUUCCGAUGGAAGAAAUGAUUCUCCAGGACAUUCUGCACAGUACUGUACAUAUUCCUUUGCUGAUAUGGACACAAAAUGCAUAUUGGAGCUCAAUAUUGUUGAUGUCAGGGAAGUGGAAGGAAGAAAGAGCCCCAACAUGGAGAGAGUUGGUUUCGAGAGAGGAUUGGAUAAGCUAAUCGGAUCCCAGAUGAACAUUAAAGAGGUGGUUACGGAUGGCCAUUUGGAAAUUGGUGCUUUGAUGA
Messenger RNA from Paramuricea clavata, 3318 nucleotides. NCBI's taxonomy places the organism in Eukaryota, Metazoa, Cnidaria, Anthozoa, Malacalcyonacea, Plexauridae. The record is from the annotation of a GenBank genome assembly.